GGUCAGCAUAACGAGAUGUCGACGGAGAGUGCAGGCUGAUUCAACGUCCGCGAGCGGGGCACCUCCAAGUCUGUACAUCGGUGCGGAUGAGGUGGGCGAGUCCCUCAGUGAGCCAUUUGAAGGCCUUCAGGACGAAGGAACCGCAAGGCUGAACUUCGUGGAUGCAGUAUUGGACCUGGUCGUCGGCGCAGGAUGCAAGAGCCUGUGCAGACGACUCUUGUGUCGGAGAACGCCACGCCAUCGCGCAUCCGCUGGUUCCUUUGGUGCCAUGGUUAUGGAUGCGGCUGCGCGGACGUCACGGACGCCUCGUUACACUCACACGACGCGUCUCUUACUCUGUAUGGCGUGCGGAUCCCGAAGCCGAAGGGUCCUAGUUACCUUCCUGUGCGUUCCGACUCCGUUCAAGCACUCACCACAAGCGACGUGGCAAACGCGUCCAUGAGCUUAGUCACCCGCUCGCGCACAUCGAGCUCAGGGGUUGCGUCGUGCUCAGAUCCACGACAGCGCCGACGAGGACGCCCGCCCCCGCGACGCUCGAGGAAGCUAUGUCGGCGCACUACAAUGGCUGGACAUACAUGCCCGGACAAGCUGGCGACGACACCUACAUUGGAGACGCGCCAGACCUACGUCCAAUGCAACGAAUUUUCGACAGAGGAUGGUACGUUACCAGCGCACGGACGCUCGUCGUUUUGCGGAUGGAUGCUCUCCUGGAUCUCCACAGUCCAUCCGCGCGGUGCGUACCCGUCCAUGCAGUCCUCCCAUACUCACCAAUUUUUGUCAACGGGCUCCACAGCGCGUUCGACCUUUCAGAACAUCGUCACGACCAGCGCGAGACACGAUCGGGCCGUAAGAGCCUGCUCGACCUCAGCUCGAACACGGGUCUGUAGGACAAUAUUGAUCAGAUGCAACGGAUAUGCGGCUCAUCGAUGACGAAAAGGGGUUUUGCAUUGCAUAAUACACUGGGAUUUUGGAAGGAGGGGUCUGAGGC
Molecule: messenger RNA, 988 nt
Organism: Fomitopsis serialis
Lineage: Eukaryota; Fungi; Basidiomycota; Agaricomycetes; Polyporales; Fomitopsidaceae
Exons: 2
Coding region: 193-930 (245 amino acids)
Source: RefSeq, a predicted model, not a curated record